ACUAAAUCGUAUAUAAAACGGACGAUAAAGUCGAAUGUUUUUAGUGUAUGUUUUAAGAGCGAAAGAGCCUAAAUCAUGGAGGAUUGUGAAAUCAUAGGAAUGAUUUUUGAAAUGAUUGGAGAUAUGCUGUUCGGCUCUGACAGCUCUUCUGAUGAUGACUACGACUCUUCGAGCACUUAAAAUGCAUACCUAAAAUUACCAGGAUAUUUAUAAACCAUAAACUUAAUUCAAGUAAUAAAAUUAAUACAGCUGAAUAAUAAUAAUUAACCUUCAAAAUAAAAGCUAUAAAUACAAGCAAAUUUGUUAAAGAACUAAAGUUAAAUAUGGACUGCUGUGAGCUGCCGGAAAUAUUUUUAAGUUUCCUCAACGACCUCUUCUUCUCGGACAUAAGUACAACGUUUUUAUAUAAUAUAUAAUAAGUAAAUAUAAUAUCAUUCUCUUUUUGUUUGUUAAGCUGACGAGGAAUACUUCGGUAAUUACUACGAUAACUGAAAUUGAUAAAUAAUCCGGCAUUCGUGAUGUAACAAAGUAAAUAAAUUAGAUAUGAGCAUUUA
Messenger RNA from Drosophila eugracilis, 554 nucleotides. RefSeq lists its product as uncharacterized. Bases 76 to 180 code for a protein of 34 amino acids. The record is from RefSeq and is a predicted model, not a curated record. Lineage: Eukaryota; Metazoa; Arthropoda; Insecta; Diptera; Drosophilidae. The transcript has 2 exons.